AUGGACGAGCAGCAGUCACUGCCUCCGCUGGAGGAUUAUUAUACUCAGAUGUCAAGAGACGCAUUACGGACCGACGAAAGCCUUGGCGGAGUUGCGACUGCAGCAGAAGGUUUCGUAUCGGUUGUAGCUCCGGUCCGUGAGCAGCAAGAGGACGCCAGUGUCACUGAGCCUGUCGAGGAACACCGAAGGCCCAACGUGCCUACAAAGUGUUCUCAACCCUGGCCCUGCGAAGCGUGCCGGAGAAGCGGAAGAACUUGCGUUCCUCAAUCGGUUCGACAGAGCUUGAACCAUCGUACUACGAUCUCUACCGAAAUACGAACAGAGAAGUCGUCAGUCCGCAGGGUUUAUGCCGACCAGCCCUCUAGCGACACAACAACGGAUGUGGCUCACGUCAGCGAGUCCAUGGAGGGACACCCCUGGAGCGCGUCUGAUAUGGGCUGCGCUUCAGAUAUCAGUAUCCCAAGAGACAAUGGUCCUGCACGUGGCUCAUCCACUACGUGCCCUGCAAACGUUACUGCUCGUGGGCAAUGGAAUGAGAUUAGAGAUGAUAGGAACAGCACUAUUCUAUCCGGGAUCGGCGACAAUGCAGGCUGGGGACCCCCAUCUAGCGCAAUCGCACUCCCGGACUCGUAUAUGCCCGCAGACAACUCGACUGGGGAUCCUACGACAGAUCCAUGGUACUUGACGCCUAUGGAACCAUGCUCGUCGGAGACAUUACCCGCAUCUUUCUGGGAUUGGACCUGGCCUCAAUCCGGGUGUCUAACCGGGUCCGAGACCAACGGUUUGUCACGUACGUCUAUUCCUGCAUUACAGGCGGCAGGAUGGCCCUUUGGAGGCGAGGCUGAACAGCCUCAAUAUCCGAGCACAAGCGGCGUCAUGCCCUUCUGGGCAUACCACCCACAAGAGCUGUACCCUCCAGGUCCCUCUUUUGAUGCACCGGACCCUAUACCCUCGUCCGAUGCACUCGGGCUCUCUUCUAUACUAGAAACUGCGCCACCGAGCUUUCCGAGAUUCCAUCAUGUGCAGCAUGUCGAGGAAGCCAGCUUGGCGCUCCCGACUGAGCCUCCAAUGCUAUUGCCUCCCUGGGAUCCAUUGGCGCGUCUUUCCGCAGCAUUGCCCAUGACGGACUUCCACCGCCACAGCUUGCAUCAACAACCAUCUGCGCCCAUCCCUGUUCGAAACACCGACCCGACAGUACCCCCAUGGCUACAGACUAUGAUGGAUUACCAGGAAGCUGAAGUGAGACCAUUCGACGAUUUCGGUGCCAGCAGCCUGGAUUUACCUCGUAAUGUCACGGUGCCAGAAGACCAGGUCGAGUAUUGUCACACGACCUAG
Molecule: messenger RNA, 1335 nt
Organism: Aspergillus luchuensis
Lineage: Eukaryota; Fungi; Ascomycota; Eurotiomycetes; Eurotiales; Aspergillaceae
Exons: 2
Coding region: 1-1335 (444 amino acids)
Source: RefSeq, a predicted model, not a curated record